Messenger RNA from Linum trigynum, 3313 nucleotides. The record is from the annotation of a GenBank genome assembly. Lineage: Eukaryota; Viridiplantae; Streptophyta; Magnoliopsida; Malpighiales; Linaceae.
UAUCCAUAACAUUCAGCCAAAUCAGUAUCAUACAUCUAGGGUUCAUCUAAUCAAAUGUGUGACUUGUGAUUGUAUGAUCAAUAGAAAUUUACAAGGUCAACCCUCGCACUUAGAGACCUUUGACCAUGGCUUUGAAGCUUGAGAUUGAGUCAUUUCCUCGACUCGGGUCUUUAUAAGGAUAUGGGGCGAAGUAUAUGUAGCUUGGUUAAGCAUUUAAGCGAAUCCCUACCUCCUGACAGUCUUUUCUAAGAGAUUUUAGGUGCUCUCUCUUUUCAUGUGAUGCAUGCCUAGCCUUUAGAACUUUUGUGGCUCAAGUGGGUUCACUUUGCCUUAUACUUUGGUACUUGGUAGCCGGAUCGAGUAAGAGCAAUUUCACCCCUUAGCACUUGUAUAAGAGUCUACGUUUAACUUUUUAUCCUUAAUCGUGUGGAAUGUCAAUGAAAUCAAGGGCUGCCGGAAACUUUAUUUGUGUCCUUGAAAACAUCCUCAAGUGGUAAUCCUAUCCACAGGUGAAAGUCUUACUUAGGACGACGGAAGAACCAUCAUCAUCUUGUAGGACUAACCCACCAAAACUCAACUGUAUCUCUUCAAAAACUCGAUUUUGUGCAAUGAUAAGACACCUCACACUUGGCUUUUUACCCCACACUUUAAGUGAAAGAUAUUAAAUUUUAAUAAAUAAAUAAAAUAUCUAUCUAUAAUAUCACAACUAGCUAUAGUUGUGAAUUGCGUGGAGUUAUCUAGAAAUUGUAUUAAAUUAGUUAGUGGGGAUUAAGAAAAUGAAAAAAAGUAAGAACCACAAAUGGUUAGAUAUUUGUGGGGCUAAAUAGUUAUUGGGUGGUCGUUUAUGGUCGCCAAGUUUAGGCGACAAUUUGGUGUUGGAACUUGGCUAUAAAUAGCCUUGGAUUGUAUGUGUAUUUCUCAUCCCAAGCAAAGCAAAAAAAGUAGAAGAAAGGAAGAAGAAAGAGUGCUUAAGCAAUAGUGAGUUGUGAGAUAGUGAAGAAAUCAGAGAGCUUGUGAGCAUAUCGAUCCAAUUAUUUCUACAUGUUGUAUAAAAGCCAAGGUUAUUCCUUGUAUGCAUUGUGGUGACGGCUUAGGCUGAUCUUCUACAUCAUAAAAGAGUUCCUUGUUGUUAUCGAUGCCUAGGUUAUUUUCAUAUGCCCCGUGAUUGCUGCUUCAGCUGAUCUUCAACAUCAGAAAAAUGCUCCUUGUGAUGUGUUAUCAUAACUGGUUCAACCAAGAGCCAGUAGUGAUUAAAUCCCCAUCAGGUGGUCAAAGGUUACAACUAUUUCAGUAAGACUGAAAUAGAGAACUUGGAGAAGUUAUUAAGUAAGAAGAUGGAGGGUUUCUUAGUUACUGCUAUGGAGAAGUUGAAUGAGACCAACUACUCAAGAUGGAGCACCCGUACGUAUGGAGUUUUAUCUUAGAGGCCAAAAGCUAUGGGAAAUUGUCACCAUCCCACCACCAAUCAAUGAGAGGUUGUUAGAGGAUUGGAAGCAAAAAUCAGACAUGAUCAUGUACAUCUUAGCAGUCACAACAAAAGAUCAAUUCCUGCCUCACUUCAAGGGAAGCAAAUCCCCAAAGGAAACUUGGGAUACUCUCUCUACAAUCUUCACCAGAACCAAUGAGGCAAGACUCCAAAGAUUGGUGAAUGAGCUUAUAUCACUAUCCCAAGGACAUCGACCAUUGGUCAAUACUACAAAGAAGUUAAAAAAUAUAUGCGCCGAAUUUUCAAAAUUGGAUCUUGAUAAUCCAGUUUCAGAAGCUCGGACAAGGAGAAUUAUCUUCCAUGGCCUGAGAUCGGAGUUCAAGGGCAUAGUGAUCGCAACAAGAGGCUUGUCAAAGGAGCCAACCCAAGCUGAGUUGCAGAAUCUUCUAGAAAAUGAAGAAAUUCUCGUUGACAACAUAUCAAAGGUGUCAAUCAAGGAAGAUGAGAAGAUGUUGCUCAGCAAAAGUAAAGACUCUAAUAGCGGAGAAAAGGCUCUUGCAUAAAAAAAACGGUCAAAAAGUGGCUCUAAAAGAACCAUAAAUGGAACAAGAAAGACAAAAAAAUAUCGAGGGGGAGCCUAGAAAAAUUACAACCACCAUAACAAGGGUGGUGACAAAAACAGGAAGGAGAAUGACCUAGAGAAUGGCAACUACUACAUUUGAUACAUGAAGGGUCAUCUUACCAAAGAUUGCUAGCACAAAAACGAAGAAGACGACACUGCAACUUCUUCCAAGGUGAAUGAUGAUGAAUGGGAAUUUUAAACAUAUUUUGCAACAGAAACUCCAAAAGGCGCCAAGAAAAACUUAGCACUUAUGUCAGUGGAUGAGAAUCUCAUUUAUUAUGAAAAUGACUGGAUCAUGGAUUUUGGAUGUUCAAAUCACAUGAUCAGUGAUGAACAUAAGUUGUUAAACGUGUCUGAGUACAAAUGUAGACGAGUGGUUGUCACCACCAACAACUCUAAACUGUUAAUCACCCACAUCAGCGAGAAACUGGUUACUCCACGGUUUGGCAAUCAGCAUGUGGAAUUGUCAAACGUUUACCAUAUCUUUGGAAUGCGGAAUAGUCUGGUGUGAGUAUCACAAAUGACAGCAUCUAGCAAUUAUGUAGUAUUCGGCCGCAAAGAUUUGAAGGUAUAUUGGAGAUUACAACCAACUUAUAAUCCCAUCAUGCAAGGGUAGAAGCUGGAGUCUGUCUAUGCAAUGUCGAAAGAAGCUCCUUAUGUUGAGAAGACAAGACAAGAAGGAAUGAGACGACAAGCUUAUGACAUGCUCGUCUAGGACAUGUUGGCUAUUAAAAUCUUAGAGUAAUGAUGAAGAAGUCCAUCCUCAAAGGAUUCCUUAAUUUAAUAUCCGUGAAGAUAUCGUAUGUAUACCAGUACGGAAAAACUCAUAUGUGAUACCAGUAUGGAAAAACUCAUUGGCUAACAUAUGAACCUCUUAAUUUUGAUUUCCAAAUUAUGCUUAUUUCUCUUCUAAAUUUCGAACCGAACAACAUUAUUUCGGAUGCUCAUCCUAAUCUCCUAGCAUGGACCCAACGACAGAGGAGGUGGCAGAUAGAAAUUGGAAGACAACAGCGAGGGCAAAAAUUGUGGAGGAGAAACUCCAAAUGAGAUGGUUAGGAGCCAUGUUUAUGGAACCCAAAUAGACAGAGAUGAGAUACGUGGAGAUGCUUAUGUGUAGCAUUUAUAUUAGAAAGCUUCAAUUUGCGGUAUUUCUUCUCUGCUUUAUUUUGUUCAACUAGAUAAUUGACUUACGCUAUGCAGCGGGUAAUGGUGAAAAUUUAAUUGAACGAUAUUAGAUUGAAUUAGAAUAAAUUAAAUUUUUAUUU